Oxyura jamaicensis (ruddy duck) is the source of this 2331-nucleotide messenger RNA. It is a transcript of the gene DUS1L, whose product is annotated as dihydrouridine synthase 1 like. The record is from RefSeq and is a predicted model, not a curated record. Gene Ontology annotation, biological process: tRNA processing. Gene Ontology annotation, molecular function: flavin adenine dinucleotide binding; tRNA dihydrouridine synthase activity. The transcript has 12 exons. The coding region runs from base 167 to 1555 and encodes 462 amino acids. NCBI's taxonomy places the organism in Eukaryota, Metazoa, Chordata, Aves, Anseriformes, Anatidae.
UGCACUGCUGAGCCGGCCGGAGGGAGAUGGCUGUUGCACCGUCCGGCCGCCUCUGUGCCCUGUCAGGGCUUGGCGUUCGCGCCCGCCUCCGGGCCUCAGGCGGCGGUUGCGCGCCCCAGUACAGCAGCGCGAGGCGGCAGCUGCCGCAGCGCCGCGCGGGCGGGAGAUGCCGAAGCUGCGCGGGGAGGCUUUCUGGCGGGAGACGCUGCGGAGCGCUCACUACGUGGUGGCGCCCAUGGUGGACCAGAGCGAGCUGGCCUGGAGGCUUUUGAGCCGCCGCCACGGUGCCCAGCUCUGCUACACGCCGAUGCUGCAUGCCCAGGUCUUCCUCAGGGACGCCAACUACCGCCGCGAGAACCUCUACGGCGAGGCCUGUCCCGAGGACCGCCCGCUCAUCGUGCAGUUCUGUGCCAAUGACCCUGAAGUGUUUGUCCAAGCAGCACUGUUGGCUCAGGAUUAUUGUGAUGCCAUAGACCUAAAUUUGGGUUGUCCCCAGAUGAUUGCAAAGAGAGGUCACUAUGGAGCAUUUCUGCAAGAGGAAUGGGAUCUUCUCCAGAGAAUGAUUUUGCUGGCUAACGAGAAGCUCUCUGUUCCCAUCACAUGCAAAAUCCGUGUUUUCCCAGAAAUUGACAAGACAGUGAAGUAUGCACAGAUGCUGGAGAAAGCUGGCUGCCAGCUACUGACUGUCCAUGGCCGUACUAAAGAACAGAAGGGACCACUUGCUGGCGUGGCAUCCUGGGAGCACAUUCAAGCUGUCAGAAAAGCCGUGAGCAUUCCUGUGUUUGCAAAUGGAAACAUCCAGUGUCUCAGUGAUGUGGAAGAAUGUAUCCGUAAGACAGGAGUGCAUGGUGUCAUGACUGCAGAAGGUAAUCUUCAUAACCCAGCUUUGUUUGAGGGCCGAAACCCAUUGGUGUGGGAGAUGGCUGAGGAGUAUCUGGAGAUAGUGCAGAAGUACCCUUGUCCACUGUCUUAUGUUAGGGCUCAUCUCUUCAAGCUCUGGCAUCACACGCUUCAAGUUUACCAGCAGCUGCGUGAAGAAUUAGCAAAAGUGAAGACUCUAGAGGGAAUUGUAGAUGUCAACAGGGAGCUGAAGCUACGAUGCCAGGAAGAAAUAGCUAAUCAGAAAGAAGGAGAAAAGCCAAAAGAAGGGUUGCCUUUUUUCCACUGGAUCUGUCAGCCAUACAUCAGGCCAGGGCCAAAGGAGAGAUGCAAGGAGAAUGGAACCAGGGGGACUGAAAAAGGUGUGCGAGGGAAACGUGCUCUGGAAGAGGAUGAAGAUGGAAAUUCUGAGCUUCUAUCAAAGAAUAAGCAAAAAAAGAAGUUAAGAAAUCCAAAUAAAAGCUUUGAUCCAUCUUUAAAACCCAAAUAUGCAAAAUGUGACCAAUGUGGGAACCCUAAGGUAAGUCAGUGCCAGUGUCUGUUAAAGCACUUCCAGCUGUUUCAUAGCUGGCCAUUUAACACAGCUUGGUGCUUCAACCAUGAUUGUUUGAAAUGGGGCUUGGACUCAUUUUUGUUUUGCCUUUCCAUCAUUGCAAUGUUGCAGGCUGCCCUUUGAGUCUCUAGAAUGGGUCUGUUUUAUUUUUCCCUAGCUAAGUUUCUAAGCUUUGUCAUGUAAGGGCUAGAGAGAAGCUUAAAAAAAAAAAAAAAGAAGAAAGAUGGUUUUAAUUGGUGGGGGGAAAAAAAAGCACUUAAAGCUCAUUAAGCAUGUGUGAGCCAAAGUAUUCGAGACACAGAGUCUGGUUUUGCUGAGCUGUAAAAUAUCCAGCUGAUUUACUGCCCUCCCCUGAAGAAGGGUCAGACCUUUAUAUUUUAAUAUAUACUUCGGUGUAUUUAGUCUGAAAAAAUUGAAAUAAUUGAUGUGGUAACAUUUAUUUAUUUUAGGCAGAGUUGCAGAUGGUACCAAGUAGCUCUGUCAGGCACCUUGUUUCACAAACUACUUUUGUAGAGAAAUACAGCAAGCUCAACUGUAAAAAAUAAUGUAACUCUUGUUCCAAAAUGCUUGUGACAUUUGCCUGCUUAUGGUACAUAACUUGGGCUGCCCAACAGAUUAGUGCUGUUGCAGAAGUGGAUGGUGGAUUUAUUUUUUAUUUUUUUAAUCUUUGUUUCUCUGCCUAAACUAUCGCUAAUAGUUGUGACACUAUCCUCCUCACUCUCCAUGACAUCAGCUCUGUCAUCUUCAUUAGACAGAGGUGUGACUGGCUAAUGUAUGAGUCCAGGUGUUUUUCCUAAAGGUCUGAAUGUACAGAGCUGGAUUGUUGUUGCUUAUUAUAGUUCAAUAAUGAAUUUAUUCUCACUAAUAAACUGAUAUAAGCUUCUUUACACCACCACCCC